UACUGACAAUUCAGAUCAGCUGUGUCUGAUCUGAUUGUUAAAUGUUGUUGGUUGACAGAGAUUGUUGUUAUAAUUAUAUAAAAUAAUCGCUUCCUCAUCAGAAAUGAAUUCUCGAUAUAUAUUGCGCACGUGCAACAAACUAUUAGGACCCCUAUUUAGCAGAGGGUCUGGUACUUACAAAAUCGUCAAACGGCCAGACCCGAAAUCUUUAAAAAUGCCGGCGCCCGGGUCAGCGCCUAAAAUAAUGGACAUAAUAAAGGAAAAAAUACGUUUGAAUGGCCCUAUGACUGUCGCAGAGUAUAUGCAUAUUGUUAUUACGAAUCCUACUGAGGGUUAUUACUUGAAGAAAGAGGUUAUUGGCGGAGCUGGGGACUUUAUAACCUCUCCAGAAAUAACACAGUUAUUUGGUGAAAUUCUUGGGAUUUGGUUCUAUUCAGAAACUCAAAAGAUGGGAACUGGCAAGCCAUUGCAGUUAGUUGAACUGGGACCAGGAAAAGCGACUUUAUUGGUUGAUAUGUUGAGGGUACUUGGCCGCGUCGGCUACGAUGCACGCACGCUAAGCCUCCAUUUAGUUGAGAUAUCAGAGACAAUGCAGUUGGCUCAGGCCACCCGCCUCUGCAUCUCACACAGACCUAUGGAAGUUGAUUCACCACACUAUUACGAGGGUGAAACCGUCAGUGGUAUGAAAGUGUACUGGUACAAUGAUCUGAAGAAAGUGCCUAAUAACUUUUCCUGGUACAUCGCCCAUGAGUUCUUUGAUGUGUUGCCUAUUCACAAAUUUGAGAAAACAGAAAAAGGCUGGCGGGAAGUGUUAAUAGAUUUAGAUUCAGCUGGAAAACUUCGGUACAGGAUAUCGGCCGAGGAGACCAACUCUGUCCGGACUUUGAUCAGGCCUCCGUUGGACACUGGGGAGAGGACGCACUUGGAGAUCAGCGCCAGGAGCCUGGGUAUCGCCAGGCAGUUGGCACAGAGGGUCGAUGAAUUUGGGGGAAUAGCAUUGAUUGCUGAUUAUGGACAUGAAGGAGAGAAGGGUGACACUUUUAGGGCCUUCCACAAGCACAAAGUGGUUGACCCCUUAGAAAACCCAGGCGACUCUGACUUAACCGCAGACGUGGACUUCAAGCAGUUGAGAAUCGCCGCGUCCAAGUCGCCGACAGCAGAGAACUACGCUAUAGUGGUGGGGCCGGUCAAACAGAUGGAUUUCCUAAAGAGGUCACAGGCAGAACUGCGGUUGCAGGUUUUACUUGAAAAUGCCAAGACAGAUGAAGCAAAGGAACAGCUUAAGAGUGCGUACGAAAUGCUAAUAGACCCCAAGAAAAUGGGUGAGAGGUUCAAGUUCAUGGCCUUCUACCCUUCUAUGAUGGGAGACAUCCUUGAGAAAUAUCCUCCACUUGGGUUCUCCACACCAAAAACUACUUCAUAGGAUUUAAUUACGACUUAGUUUUUUAUUUUAUU
This is a messenger RNA of Amyelois transitella, 1455 nucleotides long. RefSeq names its product protein arginine methyltransferase NDUFAF7 homolog, mitochondrial. The transcript is spliced from 6 exons. The coding region runs from base 104 to 1423 and encodes 439 amino acids. Gene Ontology annotation, molecular function: protein-arginine omega-N symmetric methyltransferase activity. The record is from RefSeq and is a predicted model, not a curated record. Lineage: Eukaryota; Metazoa; Arthropoda; Insecta; Lepidoptera; Pyralidae. Gene Ontology annotation, cellular component: mitochondrion. Gene Ontology annotation, biological process: mitochondrial respiratory chain complex I assembly.